Messenger RNA from Apodemus sylvaticus (European woodmouse), 1765 nucleotides. RefSeq names its product ribonuclease H2 subunit B (gene Rnaseh2b). The transcript has 11 exons. Gene Ontology annotation, cellular component: ribonuclease H2 complex; nucleoplasm. Bases 417 to 1253 code for a protein of 278 amino acids. Lineage: Eukaryota; Metazoa; Chordata; Mammalia; Rodentia; Muridae. Gene Ontology annotation, biological process: RNA catabolic process; ribonucleotide metabolic process. The record is from RefSeq and is a predicted model, not a curated record.
UGUCACCACCUCCUCUCCAGGGCUUUUCAUUCUUCUGCCUACACGGUGGCAUUGCAGCUUCACAAGAGAGGUGGGAGGUUGGGGGAGGAUCCCCUCUGCUCUGUCUGAUGGCCAGCUCUGCUUGAUAUCAGGUACCUUAGUUAGAUCUGCUCCAUCUCCUCUUCCAGAGUUGUCCUGUAUCCCAGAUAUCGCAAGCUCCAACAGUGUAUGUUGCUGGUCUUGGUGGCUUUGAGCCAACUGUGGACCUGAAUUCUUUACCAGCUUCUUCCUCCCCAGCUGGCCAAUCCUAGAAACAUUGCUGCUGAUGGGGACAGCCCUGAAACAUCGCAGCCUCUGUUUGCUGUAGUCUUGGUGGAGGCUAAUUUUCCUUUUGCUUCUGAAACUUCACAGAAUAUUUAAAAGAUGCCUCGAAGAAGAUGAAGAGCGGCCUCCUGUUUGUCAAACUGGUCAGCCCGCACUCAGGGGAAGGAGCCAUGUACUUAAUUGAUACGUGCCUACAGCAGCUGUUUGAAAUAAAAGUUUUCAAGGAAAAGCACCAUUCUUGGUUUAUAAAUCAAUCAGUUCAAUCAGGGGGCCUGCUCCACUUUGCCACACCCAUGGACCCUUUAUUUCUGCUCCUUCACUAUCUCAUAAAGGCUGGCAAAGAGGGGAAGUAUCAGCCCUUGGAUCAGGUCGUAGUGGAUGACACAUUUCCAGAUUGCACCUUGCUGCUGAGAUUUCCUGAGCUUGAGAAGUCACUUCGGCAUGUGACAGAGGAAAAAGAAGUGAACAGCAAGAAGUACUAUAAGUACAGCUCAGAGAAGACAUUGAAGUGGCUGGAGAAGAAGGUCAACCAAACUGUGGCGGCACUGAAAGCCAAUAAGGUCAAUGUUGGAGCCCGGGUGCAGUCAUCUGCCUAUUUCUCUGCUGUUCAGGUUUCCAGAGACAAGGAAGAAGAUUAUGUUAGAUAUGCCCAUGGUCUGAUCUCUGAUUACAUCCCUAAAGAAUUAAGUGACGAUUUAUCCAAGUUCUUGAAGCUUCCAGAACCUCCAGCUGCAUUACCAAGCCCUCCGUCAAAGAAACUAAAGGUGUCAGAGGAGUCUGUAGAAGCAAAAGAAGAUUACACUAAGUUUAACACUAAAGACUUGAAGACCGGCAAGAAAAAUAGCAAAAUGACUGCAGCUCAGAAGGCUUUGGCUAAAGUUGACAAGAGCGGAAUGAAAAGUAUCGAUGCUUUUUUUGGUGCAAAAAGUAAAAAAAGUGGAAAGAUUUGAAGCAUCAAAAAUAAAAUCCAGUGAAGCAGAAACAGAACUUGCCUCUUGCCUAUUCUGUCUUGUCUCUUCUUGCCGCUGCCCUGCCCCUCAGUUACUACACUGAGAACCGAGGUGAUUUCGCAUCCUGCUGACACUUGCUGCGCUGAGAUUUGUUGUCUGACAAACACAACCUUUGUGGGAAAGUGAUUGUGAGAGCUGCUGUCCGGGGCCUUUGGGACAUUUGCCAUAAGGAAAAGUCACCAAGUGAACAGGUCACAGAGACACAGCUUCCCCAGGGAGGUAUGAGUGGUGCCCGGCUGCUCCCUGCUCUGUCCUGCAUGGCUCCGGCUGAAAUGAGCUGGACAACAAAACCGUGCACUUUGGUAAAUGUUUAUAAUUAGCCAUAUCUUCGUAUGAAUUCAUGUUCUUCGAAAAAAAAAAUCAAUAAAUCAAAAUUGCAAUCUCUGACCUUUCCAUUAUGCAGACACAACUAGAUAAUUUUCUUAGAAUAAAAAUAUUUUCAAGAAAUCUAA